This is a messenger RNA of Vidua chalybeata, 1563 nucleotides long. It is a transcript of the gene TMEM234, whose product is annotated as transmembrane protein 234. The transcript has 4 exons. Lineage: Eukaryota; Metazoa; Chordata; Aves; Passeriformes; Viduidae. The record is from RefSeq and is a predicted model, not a curated record. Bases 87 to 488 code for a protein of 133 amino acids.
GGGCUCUGAUCCCGGGUUCCCUGGCUCUCAUCCCGGUUUCCCUGGCUCUGAUCCCGGGUUCCCGGGCUGCCCAUGCGGCUCUGACCAUGCUGUUGCCCCCAGGGCAGGCGCUGGCCCUGGCGCUGGUGGCCACGCUGUGGGGCAUCACGGGCCCGUUCCUGCGGGCGGCGGCGGGCACGGAGGAGCCGCGGGGCACGGGGGAGCCGCGGGGCCGGGGCCUGCGGCGGCUGCUGGCCGAGCUGCGCUUCCUCAGCCUCAACUGCAGGUACCUGGUGCCCUUCCUGCUCAACCAGGCUGGAUCCCUCCUCUUCUACCUCACCUUGGCCUCCGCAGAGCUGUCCCUGGCAGUGCCACUCUGCAACUCCCUGGCUUUGAUUGUGACCCUGGUGACUGGGAAAAUCCUGGGAGAGGACAUUGGUGGCAAACGAGCCGUGGCAGGAAUGCUGCUCACCAUCCUGGGCGUGUCCCUGUGCCUGGCUGCGGCCUGAGGGAGCAGCAGGAGCUGAUCCAGGGCAGCAGGAGCUGCUCCAGGGCAGCAGGAGCUGAUCCAGGGCAGCAGGAGCUGCUCCAGGGCAGCAGGAGCUGCUCCAGGGCAGCAGAAACUGAUCCAGAGCAGCAGGAGCUGAUCCAGGCCAGCAGGAGCUGAUCCAGGCCAGCAGGAGCUGAUCCAGGCCAGCAGGAGCUGAUCCAGGGCAGCAGGAGCUGAUCCAGAGCAGCAGGAGCUGAUCCAGGGCAGCAGGAGCUGAUCCAGGCCAGCAGGAGCUGCUCCAGGGCAGCAGGAGCUGAUCCAGAGCAGCAGGAGCUGAUCCAGAGCAGCAGGAGCUGAUCCAUGGCAGCAGGAGCUGAUCCAGGGCAGCAGGAGCUGAUCCAGGCCUGCAGAAGCUGCUCCAGGGCAGCAGGAGCUGCUCCAGGGCAGCAGGAGCUGAUCCAGAGCAGCAGGAGCUGAUCCAGAGCAGCAGGAGCUGAUCCAGGGCAGCAGGAGCUGAUCCAGGCCAGCAGAAGCUGCUCCAGGGCAGCAGGAGCUGAUCCAGAGCAGCAGGAGCUGAUCCAGGGCAGCAGGAGCUGAUCCAGGGCAGCAGGAGCUGAUCCAGAGCAGCAGGAGCUGAUCCAGGGCAGCAGGAGCUGAUCCAGGGCAGCAGGAGCUGAUCCAGGCCAGCAGGAGCUGAUCCAGGGCAGCAGGAGCUGAUCCAGGGCAGCAGGAGCUGAUCCAGGCCUGCAGAAGCUGCUCCAGGGCAGCAGGAGCUGAUCCAGGGCAGCAGGAGCUGAUCCAGAGCAGCAGGAGCUGAUCCAGGGCAGCAGGAGCUGAUCCAGGCCUGCAGAAGCUGAUCCAGGGCUCCUCCCCCGUUCCCCAGGGGGCUCCUGGCUCAGUCCCACCUGGGAAGGAGUUUUUGGGAUGGCCAAAGGCAUGGAUUGCAUGCCCUGAGUGCCAGGGUGGCCCCGGUGCAGGGACAGCCAGUUUUGUGCCUUAAGGGGGUUUUGGUGGCUCUUUGAAGACCACGGGGAUUCAAUUGUCUUGUCCAGCAGUGGAGGGGUAAGAAAUGGUUAAUAAAUUAUCCAGUGUGA